Homalodisca vitripennis (glassy-winged sharpshooter) is the source of this 919-nucleotide messenger RNA. RefSeq names its product ras-related protein Rab-10 (gene Rab10). The record is from RefSeq and is a predicted model, not a curated record. Gene Ontology annotation, cellular component: insulin-responsive compartment; recycling endosome; Golgi apparatus. Bases 30 to 635 code for a protein of 201 amino acids. Gene Ontology annotation, molecular function: GTP binding; GTPase activity. The transcript has 5 exons. Lineage: Eukaryota; Metazoa; Arthropoda; Insecta; Hemiptera; Cicadellidae. Gene Ontology annotation, biological process: cellular response to insulin stimulus.
CGUCAUUGUUAUUUAAUUGACUUUGGAAAAUGGCGAAGAAAACAUACGAUCUUCUGUUCAAGUUAUUGUUGAUUGGAGAUUCGGGCGUAGGGAAAACUUGUGUCCUUUUCAGGUUUUCCGAUGAUGCCUUUACAACAACUUUUAUAUCAACUAUUGGUAUAGAUUUCAAGAUCAAAACAGUAGAAUUAAGAGGAAAGAAAAUUAAACUACAAAUAUGGGAUACAGCUGGUCAAGAGAGAUUCCACACUAUCACAACGUCGUACUACCGAGGUGCUAUGGGCAUUAUGUUAGUUUACGACAUCACCAACGAGAAAAGUUUCGAAAACAUUGUCAAGUGGUUACGAAAUAUUGAUGAGCAUGCAAAUGAAGAUGUGGAGAAGAUGAUUCUGGGAAACAAAUGUGAUAUGGAAGACAAAAGAGCUGUCAACAAAGAGAGAGGAGAAGCUAUUGCCCGAGAGCAUAGCAUCAGGUUCAUGGAGACUUCGGCCAAAGCGAAUAUCAACAUUGAAAAGGCUUUCAAUGAACUGGCUGAGGCGAUUCUAGAUAAGACAUCUGGCAGAGAUCCAACGGAAGCACCAGACCGUGUGUUAGUAGACCGCGGCCGGGUGGACCGGGGUGUUAACCGUUGUUGCUAGACACUCGCUUGCCUGCGCUCACGCCGCGCACCGCGUACAACGAUCCAGUGACGUACACAUGACAUAUCUUCAUUGUGACACUGCUCUUUCAUUAUUCUGUCAAUGGGAAAUGUCGAGUGAUGUGAAAUGGGAAACGGCGUAGACAAGUUGUGAAAGGCAGUGUCCAAAAGAGAGGCAAAAGCUUAUUAAAAAAGAAACAAACCAAUUUUCUAAUUAUAUAUUGUAAUUUUGUGUGUGUUGAUUUUGCACAGUGUAAAUAAAUACAAGAUCGCUUUUAUUACCGA